Messenger RNA from Rhodotorula graminis WP1, 372 nucleotides. RefSeq lists its product as uncharacterized. Lineage: Eukaryota; Fungi; Basidiomycota; Microbotryomycetes; Sporidiobolales; Sporidiobolaceae. Gene Ontology annotation, cellular component: U1 snRNP; nucleus. The transcript has 4 exons. Gene Ontology annotation, biological process: mRNA 5'-splice site recognition; spliceosomal snRNP assembly; mRNA splicing, via spliceosome. The record is from RefSeq and is a predicted model, not a curated record. Gene Ontology annotation, molecular function: zinc ion binding; pre-mRNA 5'-splice site binding. Bases 1 to 372 code for a protein of 123 amino acids.
AUGGGCAAGUACUACUGCGACUACUGCGACGUCUUCCUCACGCACGACAGCUCGUCAGUGAGGCGAGCGCACAACUCGGGCCGGAACCACCUCUCGAACGUUCGCGACUACUUCGCCAACCUCGGCAGCGAGCGCGCACAAGAGCUCAUCGACGAGAUCUGCCGCAAGUACGAGGGCGGCGGAGGAGGCCAGGCCCGCAUCCUCCAGAUGGGCGCCAACGGUCUGCCUGCCUCGAUGGGCAACCUCGCCUUCGUCGCUCCCGGAGCGGGCGCACCGCCGCCCGGUGUCGGUGGAGGAGGUGGAGGAGGCGCUCCCCCGAGUGCGUCCCGCUCUCCUUCUUUCCCUCUCUUCGCGACGAGCGCCUCUCACUGA